CUCAGAAGCAGGGGGAGUUCACCUUUCCAGGCAUUUCCACGAUGUGGCUGUUUUUAACAACAACUUGUUUGAUUUGUGGAACUUUAAAUGCUGGUGGAUUUUUUGACUUGGAAAAUGAAGUCAAUCCUGAAGUAUGGAUGAAUACUAGUGAAAUCAUCACAUAUAAUGGCUAUCCCAGUGAAGAGUAUGAAGUCAUCACCAAAGAUGGAUACAUACUCUGCAUCAACAGAAUUCCCUAUGGAAGAAGUCAGAAUGGGAGCACAGGUGCCCGGCCAGUUGUGUACAUGCAGCAUGCCCUAUUCGCAGACAAUGCAUAUUGGCUUGAGAAUUAUGCCAACGGCAGCCUUGGAUUCCUUCUAGCAGAUGCAGGCUAUGAUGUAUGGAUGGGAAACAGUCGGGGGAACACUUGGUCAAGAAAACACAAGACACUCUCAGUGAAUGAAGAGGCGUUCUGGGCCUUUAGUUUUGAUGAAAUGGCCAAAUAUGAUCUCCCAGGAAUAGUAGACUUCAUUGUAAAUAAAACUGGUCAAGAGAAGAUGCAUUUCAUUGGACAUUCACUUGGCACUACAAUAGGAUUUGUAGCCUUUUCCACCAUGCCUGAACUGGCACAAAGAAUCAAAAUGAAUUUUGCCUUGGGUCCUGUGAUCUCAUUCAAAUAUCCCACAAGCGUUUUUACCAGUUUUUUUCUACUUCCAAAUUCCAUAAUCAAGGCUCUUUUUGGUACCAAAGGUUUCUUCUUAGAAUAUAAAAAUGGGAAAAUACCUUCUACCAAAAUCUGCAACAAUAAAAUACUAUGGAUGUUAUGUAGUGAAUUUAUGUCCUUAUGGGCUGGAGCCAAUACGAAAAAUAUGAAUAUGAGUCGAAUGGAUGUGUAUAUGUCACAUGCUCCCACUGGGUCAUCAAUACAGAACAUCUUGCAUAUAAAACAGCUUUACAGAUCUGAUGAAUUCAGAGCUUAUGACUGGGGAAGUGAAGCUGAGAAUAUGCAUCACUACAAUCAGAGUCGCCCCCCACUAUAUGACUUGACUACCAUGAAUGUGCCUACUGCUAUUUGGGCUGGUGGGCACGACAUCCUUAUCACACCCCGGGAUGUGACCAGGAUACUCCCCCAAAUCAGGAAUCUCCGUUACUUCAAACUUUUCCCAGACUGGAACCACUUUGAUUUCGUCUGGGGUCUCGAUGCUCCUCAGCGGAUGUACAGUAAAAUCAUAGCUUUGAUGAAGGAGUAUGACUAA
Molecule: messenger RNA, 1235 nt
Organism: Lepus europaeus (European hare)
Lineage: Eukaryota; Metazoa; Chordata; Mammalia; Lagomorpha; Leporidae
Gene: LIPN
Product: lipase family member N
Exons: 10
Coding region: 42-1235 (397 amino acids)
Molecular function (GO): hydrolase activity, acting on ester bonds
Source: RefSeq, a predicted model, not a curated record